Messenger RNA from Saccostrea echinata, 2260 nucleotides. RefSeq names its product dual specificity mitogen-activated protein kinase kinase 5-like. The transcript is spliced from 20 exons. Gene Ontology annotation, molecular function: ATP binding; protein binding; MAP kinase kinase activity. The record is from RefSeq and is a predicted model, not a curated record. Gene Ontology annotation, biological process: protein phosphorylation; MAPK cascade. The coding region runs from base 30 to 1403 and encodes 457 amino acids. NCBI's taxonomy places the organism in Eukaryota, Metazoa, Mollusca, Bivalvia, Ostreida, Ostreidae.
UCAUUAUGAUUAUAAGAGGUUAAAAGAAAAUGAAUCAGCCUCCCUUCACGAUCAGAAUACGGACGGAACAGGAACAGGACAUGGACUGGAUGGUUCAGCCGAAUGCGAUUACAUUUCAUCAGGCAUUGGAGGUGAUAGCACAAGUUUUACCUCAGACAAGUGUCACAGCGUUUGAAUAUGAGGACGAAGACAAUGAACGGAUAACAGUACGGAGUGAUGAAGAAAUGGCAGCAAUGUUUCAAGCUUACUUUGAGACUCUUAGUGAGGAUGACAUACAAUGCGGGCUCCUUCCUCCCCUCAUCAUCUACCCCAGAGUUGGAAAAACUCCACAAAACAGAAACAAAUUUGGAUUAAAGAUUGAUACUCAUCCAAAUUCUAAGUCCUCCAAGCCAGUUCAAACUGUCAAGCAUAUUCCAAGACAAAAUCAAAAACCAAAGACAGAGCCUGUUGAGAACCUAGCACCUACUCGGGUCCCCGUAAAUGACCCUAAUGUAGCUGGAGCCCCCACUAUACUGGUUCCUCAGUCUCAGAACCAAUCAGAGUUUCACUUACAAAAUGAGCCUGACUUGAAGUUUUUACAGGUGCUUGGAGGAGGAAGUGGAGGACAGGUGUAUAGAGCUUUACAUCAGCCAACAGGGACUGUUAUGGCAGUCAAGAUGGUGAAGUUGGAGGUUGAUCAGAAGACACAAGAACAAAUUUUAUCUGAACUGGACAUUCUCAAUAAGUGCCAGUCCUCUGUCAUAAUAGGAUUCUACAAAGCUUUUUUCAAUGAAAACCGCAUCUACAUCUGCACAGAGUUUAUGGAUGGAGGUGCGUUAGAUAAAUAUGCUCCAAUUCCUGAACCAGUAUUGGGACGAAUGGCAGUAAAUAUAAUUAAAGGCCUCUGCUACAUGUGGAGCCUGAAAAUUUUACACCGAGACAUCAAGCCAUCCAACAUUUUAGUCAAUACUCAGGGGCAGGUGAAAUUGUGUGACUUUGGAGUCAGUACACAGCUUGAGAGGUCCAUUGCCAAAACCUAUAUAGGAUCUAAUGCAUACAUGGCACCUGAGAGGAUAAAAGGCGAGGAUUAUGGGACACCAGCUGAAAUCUGGAGUCUGGGCAUCACAUUGUUUGAGUUAGCUACAGGAAGAUUUCCAUACAAGCAUAAUCCUGAGAAGCCAAUGGGUCUCUUAUCAUCCAUUAUAAAUGAAGAGACUCCGCAGUUAUCAGAUGACCACUUCUCUCCAGACUUUGUCAAUCUUGUGGCACACUGUAUGCAGCAGAAACCUGAGGACCGACUCACCUUAGAGGACAUAUCUAUUCAUCCAUUUAUACAAAGACACAAUGAUGGAAACAUAGCAGUGAUUGCUUCCUGGGUUCAAAACAGACUGGAGGAGUUAUCUCACAAUAGAAUGGCUUCAUAGUAUAAAGGGGACAUCUCAAAGUGCACUUUAUUUUCAUAUACUUAAACUAGUCAUAAUGGAAGAAAAUAUUGUGAAUGUUUCUGUCUAGUACAGUGCUAUAAAUAGUAUUUUGACAGGCAAAUUUAGAUUUCAACUCCAGUCUUUACCAAAACCCACAGGUCUGAGGCCAGUGGCCAGUAAAAUUGGCAGGGGGCCCGUAAAGUUGAAAAUUUAAUAAGUCCGAUGGGCCUGCAGGGAUUUUUAUGACCCGACUCCCAAUGAUAUAAAGAAUUGUAUUUCUCCCCAUAUAUUUGUUUAAAAGUUUCAAACCAAUGAAAAAUCAAAGCAGUAUGACUGUAUUUUUCAGACGUCAUCUUCAUUUAAACUAUUUUGCAAAUGCUACACAAUUUAUUUCUUCAAACAAUUGUCUUUUUUCUUAGUCCAAAUUUCCUUCAUGCCUCUGUUCAUUCUAAAUACAAAGAGAUAAUACCACUACAUUUAUAUUCCCUGUUCCCUAUUGAAUUGAGGAGUCAGUGGUUUAGGAGUGAUUUCAGAUACAAAAAAUAUGUUUACAGAGCAUUACAAGUAUUUAAUACAAGAAAAAUGAGAAUUGUGUCGAUCACCUCACUUCGGAAGAGCUAGUCUCCUGCAGAUUGCUUUUAUAACAACAGCAAUUUUAUAGAUUGCCUGUAGGUUUCAUUGACUGGCAGGUCCUACAGGCCAGUGGAGGAAUACAGUUUUCUUAAAGACUGCAACACAGUCUAAUCAAAUGUCAACCAAAAGAUUUUUAUUGCCAUUUUAUUUAAUUCAUUUGAGUUGAUCAUGGUUAUGUUAUGUAUUUUAUAUUUAUUUAGUGAAUAAAACGUUUGAAAUAAGAA